GAUAAAUGAAUAGAUGAAUGAAUAAAUAAAUAUUUCUAUAUAAAAUAUGGAAAUAAGGAUUCCUCGUCUAGAGGAAUAUGGACUUUCAAAAAAGAUGGGGUUUUUACCAGAUAAAGAGCCUUUAUCUCGGUUAACUAAAAAAUAUUAUGAACCAUGGGAAAAAAUAAUGGAUCAUUAUAAUGAUUAUGUUCUUAUGGGGCGGUUUAGAAGGAUUAUUGAUGAGCUUCCAAUUCUUUCAAUUGAAUAUUUAGUUUCUUUAAAGGAAAAACAACGAGCUUAUCUUAUUUUAAGUUUUAUGGCACAUUCUUAUGUAUGGAUUGAUAAGAAACCAUCGGAUAGAUUACCAGCGUCUAUUGCAAAACCCUGGAUACAGGUUUCAGAGAUUCUUGAAAUACGUCCUAUUAUUUCUUAUGCUGCAGUAUGUUUAUGGAAUUGGAGACAUCCUUUUCCAAAUGAGCCUAUGAAUCUUUCAAAUUUGGCGACAUUGCAUACAUUUUCUGGUACAAAAGAUGAAUCAUGGUUUUAUCUUAUUUCUACUUUUAUUGAGAUUGAAGGAGCUCCUUGUCUUCAAAUUAUUUUAGACACUAUUUCAGCGGCAUAUUCUAAGAAUAGGAAUAUAUAUAUUGCCAAUAUGAAGAAGCUUUCUUUUUAUAUAGAAAAGAUUACAGAAAUUCUUUCUAGAAUUUAUGAAAAAUGCGAUCCAUAUAUUUUUUACUGGAAGAUACGUCCAUAUCUUUCAGGUUGGAAAAAUAUGGCAGAUGCGGGGCUUCCAAAAGGUGUUAUCUAUGAAGGAUGUUCGGAUGAUUAUCGUCAAUAUUCAGGUGGAUCAAAUGGUCAAUCUGCACUAAUUCAUCUUCUUGAUACUGCAUUGGGAGUUGAUCACAACCCUAUUGGCACAUUAUCCUAUAAAACUAAUACAUGUAAUGCAUCUGUUGAAAAAAAAUGUAAUUUUUUUCAAGAAAUGAGAGAAUAUAUGCCAGGAUCACAUAGACGAUUUUUAGAACAUCUUGAGAAAAUUAUUAAUAUCAGACAAUUUUCUCUUGAUAAUUCUAAUGACUUUGAUGUUGUUUCUGCAUAUAAUGCAUGUAUUAUUAAUCUUAAAAAACUGCGUGAUAAACAUUUGCAAGUUGUUUCACGAUAUAUUAUUAUUCAAAGUAAAAAUGAGAAUUUUAUAAAUAUGGGUCUUGCACGGCAUGUUAAUGAAAAAGAAAAUUUAAAAGGUACUGGGGGGACAAAUCUUAUUUCAUUUUUAAAGCAAUUUCGUAAUGAAACUACUUCAUGCAUAAUUAAAUCAGCGAUUAAGCCAAUGUCAUCAUUAGAAUCAUGUUCCAAUAAUAGGACGAUAAAAAUGAGUCUUAGGAAUAUAUUUUCUGAAUGGAAUGAUAAUGAAUGGGAAUGUAUAGGUGGAUUAUGUUACGUAUAAGUUUUGUUAAAAUUAUCAAAGCAUGUAAUAAAUUUUUGAUAAAAU
Messenger RNA from Pneumocystis carinii B80, 1468 nucleotides. RefSeq lists its product as hypothetical. Gene Ontology annotation, molecular function: metal ion binding; indoleamine 2,3-dioxygenase activity; heme binding. Gene Ontology annotation, biological process: 'de novo' NAD+ biosynthetic process from L-tryptophan. The coding region runs from base 47 to 1423 and encodes 458 amino acids. Gene Ontology annotation, cellular component: cytoplasm. The transcript is spliced from 5 exons. NCBI's taxonomy places the organism in Eukaryota, Fungi, Ascomycota, Pneumocystomycetes, Pneumocystales, Pneumocystaceae. The record is from RefSeq and is a predicted model, not a curated record.